CACACACACACACACACACACAGUUACAACAGUUCUGAGAGUAAAGACAACACUUCUUGCCAAACAGCUUUAUUCUUGUUAACCUUUGUGCAACAAGAAAGGAGGGAUGAAGCUGCAACUUCUGAUCGUUUGUGCUAUGAAGUAUUUGGUUCUAACCAAUCAACAAGAUGGGGAAAAACAGCCCCUAGCAGAGGGAGUUACCCUUGAUCUAAGUUACUUUGAUUCCAUUUACAAUGGUUCUCCGUAUGAAAAUGAACUAUCUGCUCCUUGCAGUGUAACUCCACCUGGAUUUAAUAGCUUGGGCCUGAUGAUCACCUUCAUGGUCGUGUUUGUCCUCAGUCUGUUGGGCAACAGUGUAGUUGUGUAUGUGGUGUGUUGUAUGAAGAAAGGUAGAGCCAGCACAGAUAUCUACUUGAUGCACCUGGCGAUGGCAGACCUUGUCUUCUGUCUUACCCUCCCAUUCUGGGCCGUCAACGCUCACUCUGGUUGGAUCUUCGGCAACUUCCUGUGCAAACUUCUGUCGGGCUUCCAGGAGGCAUCGGUGUACAGUGGUGUCUUCUUGCUGGUGUGCAUCAGUGUCGACCGCCACUUUGCCAUUGUGAGAGCAACUCGUGUCCUGACCUCCCACCAUCUGUUAGUGAAAGUGGUGUGCAGUGUGGUGUGGCUGGUGGCUGGAGCGCUGUCCUUACCCGUGGCGAUUCAGAGGGAGAGCAUGCAUGCUGAAGACCUGGGUCGAACCAUUUGCUAUGAAAACCUAACCGGUGAAAGCAGUGACCGCUGGCGUGUUGGCCUGCGUGUCAUGCGCCACAGUGUGGGCUUUUUCUUGCCACUGGUGGUGAUGGCUGUCUGCUACGGCUGGAUCCUGGUGACGCUGUUCCACGCACGCAAUCAACAAAAGCAAAAGGCCAUACGCGUCAUCUUGGCAGUGGUGUCAGCAUUCAUUCUGUGCUGGUUGCCUUAUAACAUCACUGUCCUGAUUGACACACUCAUACGAGGCGGAACACUUCCAGUGGAGACAUGUGAAACUCGCUAUACAGUGGAAAUGGUGCUAGAUGUGACCCAACUGUUGGCCUUUGUACACUGUGCAGUGAAUCCAGUGCUGUACGCCUUCAUUGGGGAGAAGUUCCGUAACCAGCUGCUCUUAGCUCUGUACAAACACGGGAUCAUCAGCAAGAGGCUCCUGGUGGCUUACAGGAAGGGAUCAGUCAACAGUGUAGGGAGCAUCAGAUCCAGAAUCACCUCUGCUACCGUGUAAAAAAAAAGCAUGUAAAAAAACAGCUAAUCUUGCUCUGUAAUUUUAGGAGUCAGGCUAGCUGUUACCACCUGGUUUCAGUCUUUAUGCUUAGCUAAACUAUGCUAUUGGCUAGUGGCUGUAGCCUUAUGUUGAAUAGACAGACAUCCACAAAUAACUCUCUGCAAAGAUAGUGAACAAACAUAUUUCCCAAAAAUGUCAAACUGUUUCUUUAAAUCAUGUCAUCCCCAAUUUUUGAACAAAUAUUACUAAGGAUGUGCAUGGUUCACAUGUAUGGUACUAAAGUAAAAAGGGAAUGGUCGCUUCAAAACUUCAGCUGGAUGUCUGCUUUAGGAUCCUGUCACAAUCCAAAUGUGUCCCUGAUAGCUUAAGAGAGCAUUUGC
Molecule: messenger RNA, 1635 nt
Organism: Etheostoma spectabile (orangethroat darter)
Lineage: Eukaryota; Metazoa; Chordata; Actinopteri; Perciformes; Percidae
Gene: cxcr2
Product: chemokine (C-X-C motif) receptor 2
Exons: 2
Coding region: 107-1255 (382 amino acids)
Biological process (GO): calcium-mediated signaling; positive regulation of cytosolic calcium ion concentration; neutrophil chemotaxis
Cellular component (GO): membrane; external side of plasma membrane
Molecular function (GO): C-C chemokine receptor activity; C-C chemokine binding; C-X-C chemokine receptor activity
Source: RefSeq, a predicted model, not a curated record